This is a messenger RNA of Lacerta agilis (Sand lizard), 1866 nucleotides long. Its product is annotated as vomeronasal type-2 receptor 26-like. Gene Ontology annotation, biological process: G protein-coupled receptor signaling pathway. The record is from RefSeq and is a predicted model, not a curated record. NCBI's taxonomy places the organism in Eukaryota, Metazoa, Chordata, Lepidosauria, Squamata, Lacertidae. Gene Ontology annotation, molecular function: G protein-coupled receptor activity. Gene Ontology annotation, cellular component: membrane. The coding region runs from base 1 to 1866 and encodes 621 amino acids. The transcript has 6 exons.
AUGCCACGAGGAUGCCGAGGCAACGAGGACGCCGAAAAACAAACGCUGAAACAAUCGCUGACGGCUCCAGCAGCAGCGGAAGCAGCUGUGAGGCGCUCGCUAGGCCACAAGGACGCCCAAACGAUCGCCGAUGGCUCCGGCGGUAGCGCAGCAGCGGAAACAGCUGAGAGGCGGCUGCUGGCUGGCGCACUCAUCAGUGAGGUCUCAUGGUGGAACCUCGGUUGGGAUGAUGAGUUCAGCCAGAACCCUUGUGCAGACCUCUCGGUGGCCUCGGUUGCCAGGGCCUCCACUAGGGCAACCUGGAACAUCAGUUCAACACUGAAGUACUACCAAAAUACUCUCUCCCUGGUGUUUGCUGUGAAAGAAAUCAAUGAGAGCCCCAACAUCAUCCCGAAUAUGAGCUUCGGGUUCCACCUCUAUGAUAGCUUCUUAAAUACAAGGAUGACUUAUCAGAACACCCUGAAACUUAUGUCCAUCACAGACAGGAUUGUCCCCAACUUCAAAUGUGACAAGAAAAGAAAUGUGAUAGCUGUUAUUGGAGCUCUUGAGUCUGACAUCUCCCUUCACAUGACUACGAUCUUAGGCAUCUACAAGAUUCCACAGCUUCCCUCUUUUCUGAGGAGUAUCUCCUUCAACAACAGUGCUGGGGACUUGGUGUCUUUUGAUGAGAAUGGGGAAUUGGCAGCUGGAUUUGAUGUUCUGAACUGGGUUACUUUCCCCAACCAAACCUUCUUGAGAGUGAAAGUAGGAAAGAUAGAACCGCAGGAAUCGCACGAUGUCGACUUCACCAUGGAUGAAGAAGCCAUCACAUGGCACAAAGCAUUCAAUCAGGUUGAAGUGCUGCCCCUUGGAUUGUGUAAUGAUCGGUGCCAGCCAGGAUACAGCCGGAAAAAGAAGGAGGGGCUGCCAUUUUGUUGUUAUGACUGUGCUUCAUGUCCAGAUGGGAUGAUUUCAAAUCAAACGGAUAUGGAUAAUUGUUUCAAAUGCCAAGAAGGUCAGUUUCCAAACCACAACAGAGAUCAAUGCAUUCCCAAGAGACAAAAUUUUCUUUCCUACGCAGAGCCUUUGGGAUUCGCACUAGCUGCCUUAGCUCUGCUCUUUGCUCUGGUCACAGCCUUGGUCCUUGGCGUCUUCUCUAAGAACGGGGACACUCCCAUUGUCAAAGCCAACAACCGGGACCUCACCUACACUCUGCUCCUUGCCCUGUUGCUCUGCUUCCUCUGCUCCUUGCUCUUCAUUGGCCAGCCUCACCCAGUGAGCUGCUCUUUACGACAAACGGCCUUUGGCAUCAUCUUCUCCAUUGCGGUGUCUUGUGUCUUGGCCAAAACCAUCACGGUGGUUCUGGCCUUCAUGGCCACCAAACCAGGAUCCAGGAUGAGGAAAUGGGUGGGGAAAUCUCUGGCCAACUCUCUUCUUCUGGCUUGCUGCUCCCUUCAGGCCACUAUUUGUGCUGUUUGGCUCUGUACGGCUCCUCCCUUCCCAGAUGUGGACAUGAACUCUCUGGCGGAGGAAAUCAUCGUGGAAUGCAACGAAGGCUCUGCCACCAUGUUUUAUUGUGUUCUGGGGUACCUGGGAUUCCUGGCCAUUGUCAGCUUCACGGUCGCUUUCCUGGCCAGGAAGUUGCCAGACAGUUUCAACGAAGCCAAGUUCAUCACUUUCAGCAUGUUGGUGUUCUGCAGCGUUUGGCUGUCCUUUGUUCCCUCUUAUCUGAGCACCAAAGGAAAGCAGAUGGUGGCUGUGGAGAUCUUCUGCAUCUUGGCCUCCAGUGCAGGCUUGCUCGCUUGCAUCUUCUUCCCCAAAUUGUACAUAAUCCUUCUGAGGCCCGACUUGAACAGCAAAGAACACUUGAUUCGGAGGAGCAAAUAA